AUGGAUAAACACACCAUAAAAUGGUUAAUAUUAGGAGCAGGAAUACGUCUGUACUUAUGUUUCUCUGAUUGGGCACAUAUAUUAGGAAAUCGCGUAGAGAUUGCAACUCCAUUAAAUUCAUUCAAAAGAGUAAAUGAAGGAGUGUAUCUGCUUAAGCAAGGAAUAAAUCCAUACGAUGGAGAUAUGGUACAUGAAAUUCCGGUUAUACUUUGGAUUCUGAAAUUUGCCUCUGAAUAUCUAAAUUCUUGGCUGCCGAUUUUAUAUGUGUUUAUUGACAUUUUUACUGGAUGCAUUCUGUACCAUGUCAGCAAAAUAUUUGUACGUAGAAAAUUUAAAGUGCAGUCUGAAGAGUUGCAAAAAUAUGCAAAAGAUACCGAAGAACUACAAUAUCAACCGAACGAUGAAAGCACUAUUCCAUUUUUGGUACUUAUGGCGUACCUCUUUAAUCCACUAUCUAUUUUUAAUUGUGCCGGCUUGACUUCGACCGUUUUUAGUAAUAUGUUCCUGUCAUUGGCUUUGUAUGCCUUAGUAGACCAUCAUCUGAUGUUGUUUCUAUUUUCUGUUGUGAUUGAGUCACAUCGCAACUUGUAUCCUGUGAUAUUGCUGGCUCCAGCCGUUCUAGUGUUUAAUAAGAGUGGAAAAGUUAAAGCCAUUUUACAUAUUGCUUUGUCGUUCGUUGUUCUCAGCAUUGCAAUGUUCAGAUUGAACUAUGCCUUAAUGGGAGAUAAAAGUUGGAAUUUCAUUGAUGGUACAUUGGGAUUUAUAUUUUUCUAUCGUGAUUUGCAACCAAACAUUGGUUUGUUCUGGUAUUUCUUUACCGAAAUGUUUGAACAUUUCCGCACAAUGUUCUUGAUAACAUUCCAAAUGAAUGCAACGGUUCUGUAUUUGGUGCCAUUGUCCUUGAAGCUCCGCAAGGAACCGAUUCUCCUUGCAACAAUAUUAAUCGGGCUAAUGUCAAUAUUUCGUGCAUAUCCUUGUGUCGGAGAUGUUUCUUUCUACUUGGCAUUAUUACCUCUAUGGAAACGCUCAUGGAAAUUUAUGGUACACAAUUUUAUUGUAUUUUGUUUCUUUGUGGUGUCACUUUGUAUGCUACCCGCCUUAUGGCAUUUAUGGAUUUAUUCUGGUUCAGCUAAUGCUAAUUUCUAUUUUGGUGCCACAUUAGCAUUUUCAACAGGACAGAUAUUUUUAGUCACCGACUUACUAUUUGCAUACGUGAAACGAGAGUUUUGUCUUUUCAAUGGUCAAAAAAUUAUUGUACAGGGCAAGGAGGCCAAAAUUGUUUUAGGUUAG
This is a messenger RNA of Musca vetustissima, 1290 nucleotides long. RefSeq names its product phosphatidylinositol glycan anchor biosynthesis class U protein (gene PIG-U). Bases 1 to 1290 code for a protein of 429 amino acids. Lineage: Eukaryota; Metazoa; Arthropoda; Insecta; Diptera; Muscidae. The record is from RefSeq and is a predicted model, not a curated record. Gene Ontology annotation, cellular component: membrane; GPI-anchor transamidase complex. Gene Ontology annotation, biological process: protein localization to cell surface; attachment of GPI anchor to protein. The transcript has 5 exons.